AUGGAAUUGCCACAUUUAUAUGUUCUGAUUUUACUUUUGAACGUGUUUGACUUUUCAUCAGGAAUAACAUAUAAUAAAGGUGAUACAGAGUCACACUUUGCUUGUGAUAGUAAAGGGAUUCCCCCAAAGGAUGAAAUGAUCAAAUUGUAUCUUUCCUCUGAUGACUUGAAAAUCGAGUGUUUUUUCCAAUCUGAAGUUGAGUUUACUACAAAGGAGUUUCUCAGUGUAUUCACAUCAGCAGGACUUGCUCCCAGCCUGGAAAUCAUAAAUAGUACAUACACAGGGAUCUUCCACUUUAAUUUAACUUUGUACAGUGAUCGGGUUUACUGGUUGAUUGAUAUUCCCAGAGAAAACAUUACAAAAAAUACAGAUAUUGCAACUGUAGAAGAAUGGUUAGUAAGAAUCACUUUACAAUAUGGAUUAAAUAUUUAUACCACUGAAGGAACACUACUGGAUACUGUUCGAGAACCUAUCCUUCACUGGAAACUUGGGACUAUGAUGAAUAAAAGAACAAUCCAGCGAUUAUAUCCACAUGUGGUAGAUCUCAAAACGACAAAGUGUCCCUGUGCCAAUGAUGUGGCAUUACUUGGCUUCGUUAUGAACACAACAUUUAAUGGUGUUUACAUAGGCCUCAGCUUUUCUGGAUUUUGGGAUUAUGAUGAUACCCAAUGGUACAACCUGACAGAUAUGAUCUAUUCCCAAGUUGGAGAAGAACACAAACAGCUCUCAGUGGUGGAUAUGGUUUUAACAAAUCAUUUUUUAGUUAUCCUUACCUCUUUGGGUCUUUUUAUAAGUGGAGAUCUUCGUUAUCCAUCAUCCUCUGUCUUAAUGCUUUCAAGGGUAGACUUUUGCGGUUUCGAAAGGGUUGACUACAUCAAAGGAAAACUGUGGUAUAAUGAAAGAUGUUUUGCUAACAGAGAACACUUUGAAGUUGAUUAUGUUACUAUCACCUUUGACAGAAACAGGACCUUAAGUGAGGCAAACUCUUGUUUUUACAGUAAAGAACCAUUUCUUGAAUGGUUACCUUGCUUACCCCCUGUUCCAAAAGGAACCAAAACUAUUCUUUCAACUGUGAUAACAGUUCUUGUUGACCAAGAGCAAAGUUCUGCAGUCUACCUCUUCCAUAACCAGGUAGGCCUUAAAAAAAAUACCAUUGUCUCUGUGAGGAUCCUAAAACACAACAAACCAGACUUAAUACAAAGAUUUCCAUUUUUCUCUUUUCCUUCAUCAUUCUCUUCUCCUCUUGGAAUGGUAUUCCACCCACGAAGCCAUUUUCUGUAUGCUUACGGUAAUCAGGUAUGGCUUUCAAUUGAUGGAGGCAACACCUUUGAUUUAAUAGCUGACUUUCAUGAUGAUAUCAUAAAGAAUACUUACCAUAGUUUUUAUACUUCAGAUAUUACUCUUGUUUCCCAAAGUGGAAAGGUUUACUUGACAAAAGCAGGGUUAGAAAAAUAUAGUUAUAUUGGAUCUAUUUCUGAUAAAAUUUUCACUUUAUACUAUGACCACAUGGGAUUCAUACAUAAACUGACUCCAGACCACUUUGAAGCUGGUGGAUCACUUGCUGCCUUUGGAAAUUCUAAAGGUAUUUUUGGACAGGCUUUUGACAUGGGCUUUGACACUGCCCUUGCUCCACAGUAUCUCACCUUAAAUGAAAUGAUAUUUUAUGCAUAUGUACCCAAGAAUGAACCAAAGGAUAGAGUAUACACCAAGAGGUUCUAUGACAUUCACUUUGGAAAAUUGAUACACUCCAGGAAAACUGGAACAGCUUACAUAAGAAAGGUAUUUCAACAUAACACUCCUGAAGGAUUUUUGUCCUCAGUUAUUGCAGAACUGAUAGACCCUUUUGGAACAGAGGAAGUAAAUGAGAGCUCUUGUUUGUCUAGUUCCCUUUCCAUUAGUGAAGCUGGAAAUUACUCCUAUAAACUUAGUCUUCAAUUACAAAGUGUUAUCUCCUCAUUUCAAGAUUCAGAUAUAGAAAAGACUGUGGUGAUUCCCGGUUAUAGCAGCCUCCUGAUCACAACGAUUUUAGAUAAUGAGAAUGCUUUAGCUGUUGCUACCAUGCCUGAAAUAGUCCCCCAUAACAUGACCUUUCAAAAAGACUCCUGGUUCUUAUACAACUUUGGAAGAAGGAAUGGACAAACGUGGAACAUAUAUGCAAACCCAUGUAAUUACUGGUUUCAACAACAUGAUGAUUCACUAUCCCUCAGUGUCCUGAAAUACAUUGAUCUGGGGAAAUCUCACACUUUAAAAAUGAAGGUCAUACCUAAUACAAAAGUUCUUAGACUGCUUGAAAUACCACUGCUGCAAGUAAUUGUUGGAAACCCAAAUUUGUUGGAAGUUAAAGUUGAAGGCUAUUUUGAUGAAAGUGAUAGUUAUAUAAUGGAAGUUUCUGCAGCUAGCAAAACUUUACACCAAGGUUCAACUUCACUAGAGUUUAUUGUCUGGGGAGCAUCGACUGAGUGUUAUGUUACAACAUUCGUGCCAAUGUUGAAAAGCAGCUGUAGUUAUCUCAAGUCCAUGCAUCACAUUCCUAGUGAAAUUAUCCCCUUGGAAGACUGGAUGAGUGGAGUUUACAUAAACAGUCAGGGUUUUAAUAUGAUCAAAGUUUUGCCGAUAAACUACAGGCCUCCAUCUAACAUGGGAAUUGCUAUUCCGCUUACAGAUAAUUUUUAUCAUGCAGAUCCUAGCAAACCCAUACCGAGAAAUCUAUUUUACAAGUCGAAGAGAUCUGGUAAAUUCAAACAGUGUGCAAAUGCAACUACUCGGAAGGAGUGUAAUUGUACAAAUGAUCAGAAGUUUUCAUAUGCUGUUGCUUUCUCAGAUUGUCGAGAAAAGGUUCCUCGUUUUAAGUUUCCAGUUAUACAAUAUCCAAUUUCUUUGCAAGUUUACAGUGAAGAUGGAAAUUUCCCAGUGGAAACUCCAUACCUGGUUACUGUGACUGAAGUGAAUAACAGGGAAAACUGGAACCUAAGACACACUGUGCCAGAAAACGUUAAAAAAAUGAAGAACUACUUAGAAUCAAUUCUUUCUGCUCCAGUGUAUAAUCCUUUAGGCCUCAACUUAAGUAUAAAAGGCUCUGAGCUCUUUCACUUCAGAGUGUCUGUUGUUCCGGGGGUCUCUUUCUGUAACUUAGUUGAAGAAUUUCAGAUUUAUGUUGACGAAGUCCCUCUGCCAUUUCCAGGACACACACUUAUUGCUGUUGCAGCAGCUGUACUGCUGGGGGGAUUAAUUUUUAUAGCAUUUAUGUUCCAGAUACGUAACAUCCACCCAUGGGAUACAUUCAAAAAGCUGAUUAGAAGAAACAAUGUGAACCCCACAAAUACCACUGCCAAUUAGCUGGUUCAUAGAUGAAAAUCUGAAUAGUGAACAAAUAAUAAUCAUAAUUUUCUCUGUAUUUCCUAGUUCCAUUAGAUAAUUCCUAGAAGAAAAUGUAUUUAAAUGUUAAUGUAAAAAUUAGAUAAAAUACUACAGAAUUAGCAUUUUUAACUCAAAUUACACUUUGUCAACAUGUUUACCAUUCCAUUCUCUUAUUUUGGAUACAUAGAAAAUUUCUUAUGUUAACACUUAGAAGAUUUUCCUUGAGAUUCUUAAGAAAAUGAAAAAUGAUAACCAUCUCUUGGGGGACGGGUUUUCUGUAUUUAUUCUUUAGUUUUUGUUGACUGGAGCCCAUUCUGAGCCUUGUCCUUUUCAGAUUAGAAUGAGUAGAAUCCAAUCCUGCCAGGGAAAGACAGGUGAUAAAGGAGGCUCAUGUCCAUGUGUGCUUUCAGAACCUCAUGAGAAUUACAGGUGAAGCCAUUUGGGUUUUCUUGAGGCAACUUCAAAAUCAGAUUGUAACACCUAAAGAGGAGGAAAUGUGACCCCAUCAUGGGGCUGAGUCUGGGGGAGGUACUGGGUUACAGAACUACAUGUGACAUGUAGAAUUCCAAAAGAUGCACCUGUGCUCUCAGAGCACCCGUUCCCAGGUCAUCAGAAGAUGGCCAGUACAUUUGAAGAUCAGAGAGUUACACCCUCCUGGAAAAGCCCAGAAGGAGCACAGACUGCUCUUGACAACAUGGGGCAAGGCUAGGCAUCCAGCCCAGGAGAGUCCAGUUCUGGGAACCGCAAACCAUGGCCGUGCCUGUGUAUCCUGAAAGUUCUUCUGAGAGAGAGGACAGUGGACAGGGUAGACCCAGCACUCAGAUUCAGGAGCCAGACAUUACAGGUGUGCCACUUCCUAGGUGUAUGACCUGAGAAAAUAAUUUUAAUUUCUUUGUGCCUGAGUGUUUUCACCUGUAAAAUGGGGAUAAUAUUAAUACCUACCUAAUAGGGCUGUUGUGAAGGCCAGAUGAAUUAAUACAUACAAAAUAAUUAGAACAGUGUGGGCUUUGUGAAUACUUUUAAGUGUUAGCUGUUGCUGUUCCGUUGCAGGUAAUAGAAAUCCAUCCUGUCUAACUGCAAUGAAAGGGGAGUUUAUUGAAAGGGUACUACAGGAAGCCAGAAAAUCAAAGCAAAAUCUGGACAAGCAGUGCUUGUCCAUGGAGAGGAAGGAGACCCACUCUGGGCACCUAGGAGACAGGAGCUUGUGAGCUCCUCAGAGCAUCACUUGGGCUAGGGCUCCAGAGAUUAAACAUGGCACAGAGGUUAAAAGUAUAAACUACAUGGAGUAGGAAAUGGCAACCCACUCCAGUAUCCUUGCCUAGAAAAUUCCAUGGACAGGGGAGCCUGGCAGGCUAUAGUCCAUGGGAAAGAGUUGGCCAUAACUGAGCAACUGAACACACACUCAUAAACAUUCUAUGAAAGCAGGAGAGCUUAACGCUAGAUAAAAUGUUCCCUCAUUCAUACUCUUAAAUGUCCAUUUGUAUCCAGAUUUGGCUUUCAGAUCACCCAAAGACCUGAGGAAGGUUGAAGCCAGGUCCUUUUCCUGAGGAUCUCCUUGCCCCAACUUGUAGUCCUUGGCAGGCACUGGAGAAAUUAAGGCAGGAUUCACUUUCAGAGACAGAACAGUGUAUGUGAUUCCCAUGUUCUCUAGUGAUCAUUCUUCUUUCCUACUCAGUGACUGAGCUUUUGGGUUGCUGUUGUUUUGUCUUUUGUUUUGUUUAACUUCCUGAGACAAAAUCUUCUUUUCAUAGUCUUUCUUGCAGUUAGAUGUGGUCAUGAAGAAAAGUUCUGGCCAAUAGGAUAUAAGCAGAAUUGUGGGUGCAACUGCCAUGAAGUGUCUUUAAUAAUAAAGGGCAUAUCCUUCUCAAUCUGAUCUUUUGCUGGAUGGAAAGCAGGUGAUGACCAGAGCUUCAGCGGCCUCUUAGAUUAUAAGAGGGAUAGAUUAUAAGGCAACCUUGGAAAUGCAGUACGCACUGUAAUGCAAUAAUACAGCAGGUCCCUGACCCAUGAAGCUCCAAACAGCCCUUACAAACUACCAAGUGCCUUCUGGAAAAUGGAGGAGAAAUAAAAUUCUAUCUUGUUAAAAAAAAAAAAAAAAAGUAUAAACU
Molecule: messenger RNA, 5465 nt
Organism: Dama dama (fallow deer)
Lineage: Eukaryota; Metazoa; Chordata; Mammalia; Artiodactyla; Cervidae
Gene: CATSPERB
Product: cation channel sperm associated auxiliary subunit beta
Exons: 26
Coding region: 1-3336 (1111 amino acids)
Cellular component (GO): cilium; CatSper complex
Source: RefSeq, a predicted model, not a curated record